This is a messenger RNA of Saccostrea echinata, 2093 nucleotides long. RefSeq names its product crossover junction endonuclease EME1-like. The record is from RefSeq and is a predicted model, not a curated record. Gene Ontology annotation, biological process: replication fork processing; mitotic intra-S DNA damage checkpoint signaling; resolution of meiotic recombination intermediates. Gene Ontology annotation, cellular component: Holliday junction resolvase complex; nucleus. NCBI's taxonomy places the organism in Eukaryota, Metazoa, Mollusca, Bivalvia, Ostreida, Ostreidae. The coding region runs from base 25 to 1911 and encodes 628 amino acids. The transcript has 11 exons. Gene Ontology annotation, molecular function: DNA binding; ubiquitin binding; nuclease activity.
UUUACUUCCUCUUUUGAAACGGAAAUGUUCCAAGGCACCCCAAUACUGGCGGAAAAAAUGAAUCUUGAUGACAGUGUAUCUCAGAUAUCGUCUAUGUGUCCUUCUUUCACAUAUGAUGAAAUUAAACACGAUCUAUCCAUCACAAACAGCGUUGAACGGACAGUUAAUCGACUUCUGGACAAAUCUAUUUCUGAUAAAAGUGAAACACAACCAGUGAUGGAUUUCAGUAGUGAUGAUGAAGAAUUACCUGUCAUUUUCAAACCUUCCAGUAAACCAAAUUUAUGCAAAGCAAGUACAUUAAAUAAGAUUUCAACUGAUUCAAGUGCCAAACCAUCAAAUGAACAGAUUUCAAUUAUACUAGAUAGUGAUGAAGAAAAUAAACAAAGUACUAAAAUAAAUAUAGCAGCUAAACCAGUGUAUCAUAGUAUGUCAGAUAGCUCAGAGGAUGAACCCUGUUUGCCUUCUCUAAGAGACAGAAUAUUGGGUAGUGUAUCCAGCAACAGUUCUAAACAUACCAGCACAGAAACCAGCCCACUUUCAAGACCUGUCUCUGCUUCAAAGAGGGAACUUCCCUUAGAGAACAAUAUGAAAAGAAAUAUUUUAAAUUCAGGAAAUCUAGAUAGUGAAUUUCAUUCAAAUGAAGGAGAGUUUUCAGAGAGAUCAGACUAUAGUGAUCAAAGCACAGAAAGAUGGAGCACUCGCAGUGAGAGCCAGUCUAUUAGAACCUUGUCACAAUCCUCUGAAUGCAGUGGUGGGGAAGUUAUAAAGAAAAAAAGAACAAAGGAAGAAAUUUUAAUCCUAAAGAGAGAAGCUGAGAAAAGAAAGAGAGAGAAAAAGAAAGCCAGAGAAGAAAAGGUACUAGAGAAAGAGCAGGAAAAACAAAGAAGGGAACAAAUUCGAAAUGCAGAAAGAGAAAUGAAGAAACAGAUGGGUGGAUCUAAAGACUGUUUGCAGUACAUGAUUUUGGUGUUGGAUACUCGCAUAGUGAACUCUGGGGGGCAUGGAGUGGCCAUUUUUAAGGCUUGUGAGGCACUGGGGAUACAAUAUAUCACAGAGGAACAGACAGUACCCUUCAGUAUCACAUGGAAAAGACAAAUCACCAGUAUUAAUGUUUCUGAAGAAAAUCAGGUUAAAACAGUGAACUCUGAGCAAUUGGAGGAUGACGUUCUUGUUUUACUUCCUGUGGCUGACUUUGUCAUGUUUGUGCAGAAUCAUAAAAAGGGCCAGUAUGGAGCAGAAAAUGAAGGACCAACACUUAACAGCUAUGUACAUACAGUAAAACAACAUUUACCCAAGUCCAUUUUAUCUUUUGUGGUCAUAGGGAUGGAAAAAUAUUUCAGAGAUCAGAAAACAAAGGUUCAGAGGAAACACCGAGCUGCCGUACUGUCCAGCGAGCGAGUGGACACCAGCGCUGACACCAGCAGUGUCAACAGGCUUGAUGUCGAAGAGGCAAUAACAGACAACCAGCUACAGACGGAUGUAAUGGUGUAUCUACUGGAGACCUCUGAGGAACUUGCUGAGUUUGUACGCACCUUCUCAAAGGCAGUGGCAGAGAAACCUGCAAAAAAAGGCCGUCUGCAGUCUGCUUUCUUUGAUGAUGGUAUAGCAACAGUAAAAGUGGACAAGAAUGGACAUGGUCUUCUGAAAGUUUGGAAGCAGCAGCUGAUGCAGUUUAAAAAUAUCAGUCCUGAUAUUGCUGAUGCAAUUGUUGUGGCUUACCCAUCUCCACACCUACUAAUGGAGGCAUACAGAAAAUGCAGUGAUUCAAAUGAACAACAGAAAUUGCUGGAAAAUAUUGUUGUAAGAAGAGGGGCUGGUGUGUUGGAGACGUCUCGCAGAGUAGGAAAAGAAAUGUCCAGAAGAAUCUUCACUUUUAUGCUCAGUGACAAUCCUAAUGAAAUCAUAAAAUAAUGUGCAGUGUAUUGAUGAACAGAUUUAAAAAAAAAAAAAAAAAAAAAAUGAAGGGCCCUGAAACAAUACUCUCAUUGUCAUUUUAUAUCAAUGUGAUUUUUAUUGAAUCAGAUUUUUUAAACUUGCAUUGUAUGUUCUUAUUAAAGGAUAGCAAAUUAAAUUGUUUUCACAUAUGACAAAUA